AUGAUGAUGACUGUUUUGAUAACUGAGGAUACCGGCAGGUCAAUCGAUGUUUACUUACUGCCGUUGGUUGAUAAGCUCCAGGAUUUAUGGACAAACGGUGUGCGUACGUAUGAUAAAUCCACUAGGAAGAUGUUCAAUUUACGGGCAGCAGUUAUGUGGACUAUGAAUGAAUUUCCGACGUAUGCAAUGGUUUCUGGGUGGAGCACGAAGGGUUAUAUGGCAUGCCCUAUAUGCAAGGAAGAUGUGACUUCUAGUUGGCACGCUGGAAAAUUUUGUUACCUUGGUCAUCGGAGAUGGUUGCCAUGGGACCACGAGUGGCGGGAAAAGGAUAAAGAGUUCGACAGGAAGAAAGAGCAUGGCCUUAGACCUAGAGAGUGGUCCAGGGAUGAGAUCUUAGAACAGCUUAACCAUUUGGAUUUUGCUCCGUUCGGGAAAACAGUUAGUCGGACCAGACCUGCUACACAUAUGAAUUAG
Messenger RNA from Prunus armeniaca (apricot), 474 nucleotides. Lineage: Eukaryota; Viridiplantae; Streptophyta; Magnoliopsida; Rosales; Rosaceae. The record is from the annotation of a GenBank genome assembly.